UGCUUUCAAUCAAUAACCUCUGGAAUUCAGAAAUACAAGUAGGUCCUGUCCCUGGCAGGCUGUACCAAACUCGUGAGGGCGGGCUCCCAGGCACUGUGGAACGAGAACUAUCUACUUGUGGCAUUCUCUCUGUGCGUCUCUGCAGGUCUGACUGUGUCUCAAGUCCAUCACCAUGGCUGACCACAGUUCUCCAGACUACUUCAGCUGCGCCCUGUGUUUGAAUCUUCUGAGGGACCCUGUGGCUAUACCUUGUGGCCACAGUUUCUGUAUGGACUGCAUCAGUGGCUACUGGAAUGAGGCUGAUUACACAGGGAUUUACAUUUGUCCCCAGUGCAAGAUUACUUUCACCCAGAGGCCUGUGCUUCGUCCCAAUGCCACUCUGAGCAUGGUGGCUGAAAAGAUCAAAAAAAGCGGACUGAACCUCAACCUCAGCACGUCCCAGGGAAAUGUCUACGCCGGAUCAAACGAUGUCCCUUGUGACUUCUGCUCUGGGAAGAAGCUGAAGGCUGUUAAGUCUUGUCUGAACUGUCUGGCGUCCUACUGCGAGAAGCACCUGAAGCCUCACUAUGAAUCAGCCACAUUUAAAAGGCACAAGCUGGUGGACGAGCUGGGCAACCUGGACAGGAAGAUUUGUCCACAGCACCAGAAGUCCCUGGAGCUUUUCUGUCGAACAGACCAGAUGUGCAUCUGUGCUAUCUGCACGGUCAGUGAGCACAAAGGCCACGACAUUGUCUCUGCUGAGGCGGAGAGAAGCGAGAAACAGAAACUGUUGGGAGUCUCCCAGGCUGAGAUCAGACAAAAAAGCCAGGAGAGAGUGAAGGAGUUGGAAGAACUGAAGACGGCAGUGGAUUCACUGAAGAAUUCCGCCCAGAGAGCCAUGGUGGAGAGUCAGAAGAUGUUUGAGGAUAUGAUUCGCUCCAUUGAGCGGAUGAGGUCAGAGGUGACCAAACUGAUUGGUAUUAACGAGAAGGCCGCCUUCAACCAGGCGGAAGCUUUGAUUGAGCGUCUGGAACAAGAGAUUGAUGAACUGAAAAAGAAGGAGUCGGGCCUCAAGCAGCUGUACAGCACCGAGGACCACAUCCACUUCUUACAGAACUUUAACUACCUCUGCACUCCCACCGAUGAUGGCUUCAUUCCAAGGGUGACAGUCAACCCAGACUUCUCCUUUGGCUCUGUAAGAAAAGCUGUGGCUGAGAUCAAGGAUCGUCUGGAGGAGUUUGGCAGAGAGGAGCUGCUCAAGAUCUCCAAGUCAGUUAACGAGGUUCCAGUGUACACUACAGAAAGUCGAACACUGGACAGGAAGAGCAGAGGCAAAGAAAUGAUCAUGAACAGCCUUCCUCCCUCAGAGCCGAAGGGCAGGGCAGACUUUUUAAAAUACUUCUACCAAAUGAAACUGGACCAGAGCACAGCUUACAAAGAGCUGUUGAUCUCUGAAAACAGCAGAAAAGUCAUCCGCACCCGGGAUCUGCAGCCUUAUGGAGACAACCACGAGCGUUUCGACAGCUUUGCCCAAGUGCUGUGUCGAGAAGCCCUGUUCGGAGGCCGCUUCUACUGGGAGAUUGAGUGGAAUGGGGAGUUCUCCAUUGGCGUUGCUUACAAGAGCAUCAGCAGAAAGGGCAAAGGUUCACUUUGUCUCCUGGGCUACAACGACAAAUCCUGGAGUCUCCUUUGUUCCGACUCAGGUUACUCUGCUUGGCACAACCGGGUAGACAAGGCUGUCAGUGGCCCCCACUCGCCCAGAAUAGGCGUGUACCUGGACCACAGUGCAGGCGUGCUGGCAUUUUACAGCAUAAGCAACACCAUGACUCUGCUGCACAGGUUUGAAACCACAUUUGUUGAGCCUCUUUACGCAGGCUUUGGAGUUGGCACCUCAGUAAAAAUCUGCAAUCUAAAAUGAUUGAAAAUAUCUGAGCUUACAUUUAAAAAAAGUCUGGAAAAACCUGUUUGUUUCUUACAUUACACAUCAAUGCAUUUGGGAAUGUACACUAUAUUUCCUGAAACAUACAACACAUCACAUGAAUUAAAAAGUAUUGUAAUUUUUAAGGGAAUUCUUUAAGUUUGUAGAUUCAUGUAUUUUUAAACCCAUUCAUCAUUUAUUACCUUUCACAUAUUCUAUCACAACACAAUUUCGUUUGUUGUUUGUUAUAUUUUCUGAAAAAAUGUAAUUACUACAUUAUUACAAAAUCACAAGAUACACAAAAGUAUUAUACUGAUAUUACAUUUCUGAAAUAUUACAUGUCCAGUUUUUACUGAAUUAAAGAACUGUCACAUGACCACGAUGAUGUUAUUAUUACUGAAGCCUGUAUUUCCUUAUGUUGGCAAAUAUUGGAUUAGAAAUGUAAAAAUAUUCUGCAUUUAUAUAAAAAAUAAAAGUUCAUGUUAUCCUGUUAAUGUAUUACCAGGUAAUAUCCUGGCUUUUUUUAUUGUUAUUUCAUUUUAUCACAUUUUAUUAUUUACAUCUGUUUUAUUACUUGAGCUUUUUUCACUUGAACUAACAAUUAUUUAAUUUUGUUUAGGCUUACCUUUAUAACACACAACUCAAACAUCCAUCUGGAAAAUAGAACUUCUGUUUUUGUAACGAAAUGAUUCAUUUAUGGG
Cynoglossus semilaevis (tongue sole) is the source of this 2598-nucleotide messenger RNA. It is a transcript of the gene ftr82, whose product is annotated as finTRIM family, member 82. The coding region runs from base 173 to 1897 and encodes 574 amino acids. The transcript has 7 exons. NCBI's taxonomy places the organism in Eukaryota, Metazoa, Chordata, Actinopteri, Pleuronectiformes, Cynoglossidae. The record is from RefSeq and is a predicted model, not a curated record. Gene Ontology annotation, molecular function: protein binding; zinc ion binding.